Molecule: messenger RNA, 1981 nt
Organism: Penaeus monodon (black tiger shrimp)
Lineage: Eukaryota; Metazoa; Arthropoda; Malacostraca; Decapoda; Penaeidae
Exons: 9
Coding region: 595-1716 (373 amino acids)
Molecular function (GO): oxidoreductase activity, acting on a sulfur group of donors, disulfide as acceptor
Source: RefSeq, a predicted model, not a curated record
ACAUGAGCUUCAGUCUCCGGAGUAGCAUUACCGAGGCGGUGGAUUCGCACUGCUGAAGACACAAGAAUCGCCCGACAUGGCUGCCCGAGAUUUUGCAGGGUACCAGAGGUUGAGGAUCAGUGUUGGUUCUUUGUACCAGUUCCUUGACCUGUGAUACUGGCCAUGGUGCAGUGAUAUAAGCAAUGUAACCAAAGAGGUUACAUUACUAAAGGAUCCUCCAGAAAUACAAAGUGUUGCAGAGCAGAGUUAUCCAGAACAGAUAAAUUUGUUGUGGCUACCUUAGUCCGUCCUGUGGCCGCCCCAGAGUGUUUUACCUAGACAGCCUGAGAAAGGGAAAGUGUUCUAAGUGACUGUGCUUGAAAACCUAGCAGACUUUUCAACAAUGUGAAACACUUUCAAAUGUGAAACAUUCAGUAGCCCAAGGGUGACGAUCCAGGAACAAAGUAGGACUUUAUCUUGCAUGUGCUAGAGGUGUUCUACUACUCAAAUGGCUGGAGAGUGAGAGUUGCAACAAGUGCAUGUCCUAAUAAGCGUCCUGAGAAACUCCUUGCAAGUGAUUUUGGUUUGCUCAGCAGAUAGCCAGAUCUUAAUGAGAUGCAAGUGACGGUGUGGCUCUGUCUUGCUGCACUGUGUGGCCUGGCGUCUCCUUAUGCGCUGUCUUGCUGUGACCAGGUCCUGCCUUGCCUGCACCAGUGCCUGCACUCAACGCCCAAGCCUAUUUACCCAACAUGGCUGCCAACUUACCCAACGCAAAGACCAACGUGGCCAACUUAUCCAACUUACCCAACAUAUCCAACAUACCCAACCCAAAGACCAACAUACGAACCAUGUCCAAUAUAUCCAACAUACCCAACACAAAGACCAACAUGGCCAACAUACCCACCAUGUCCAACAUAUCCACCAGCAAGACCAACGUGGCCAAGUACCUGCGGUCAUUACCACCAGACUGUAUGCCCUUAUGCUGGCCGAAAGAAGCGUAGCAGUGGACAGAGGAGAUGCUCGUUGGAAGGCCACUGCCCCCAAGGUUACUCCUGCUGCCCCAAUGGGUGUCCUGGACAGAGAGUGUGUGUGCUAGCCUCGUCCUCGUAUGCCCCUGACCUGCAGAGCCACGAGACAUCACCAGAUCGACAGGUGAACGUGAGCGUCAUCUACAGCACAGCUAGUACCUUGUCCCACUGGCUGUUCCAAUACCAGGUAAUGCCCGUCACGUCAGCUCUGCCCACGUACGUCAGCUUGGAACAAGUUCCCUUCAGCAACAUGGAACAGAGCGGCGAGUGCCAGUACGGUGCCUCUGAGUGCCUGGGAAACAUGCUGGUGUCAUGCGUCGCUCGGUAUAUGCAGAAUCAGAGUGCCGUCCUCUCCUUCGCCUUCUGCCUCACGAAGGACACGGCGCUGCUGAAGGGCGGGAGUGCGACGCCCGUGCUGAAGAAGGCCCUGGAGUGUAUGGAAGACCAACCCAAAGUCUGGAACAAAGUGGCGGUUUGUGUGAGCACCGAAGAGGGUUCGAACCUCUUUACGGCGGCUUGGAACCGACAGAAGGAGAUCGGAAUCGUAUACAAUGGGAAUCCGAUUGUGGCCUUCAAUGGGGAGGUGGUCAUUUCGACUGUCGAAGAUCUAGGCAAGUUUACGGAAUUCAUUUGCCUCCGCCUCCGGGACAACAAGAAAGUUCAGAAUACCUGCAGGCACCUCCUCCACGACACGAAUGUAGUGACCUAAGAGUCAAAUUUGACCUGACCUAAGUUGGACUUGACCUCGUAUAACUCGCUGUGAGCCAGUUCCUUACUUCUCUGACCAGUAAAGAGUGAAAGUGAUUUCAAAAGAUUGUUUACACUUGACAAUGUUUCUGUUUUCUUACCUUAAAAUCUGAUGAAAUUUUAAUAAUUUUUUUGAUCUGUUCUUAAUUUGUCAUAAAUAUGGUAAGAAAUUAUGUAUAAUUAUACAAUUUGCAUUCCAUAGUUUGAAUAAAGUUAAUAAAAAAUAA